AUGGGCUCCGAAGUCUGGCACAUGGCAGUUCCUGAGGAGUGGACAGAAGCUGAAAGCUAUGAUGACGACGGAGACGCCACCUUCCAGCCCCAACACCAGGAAAUGGAUGACUAUGUCCAGCCCCACGCCCUCCAUUCAGUUUUCCAGAAUCACUUUGAACCUGCUGUCUACGUGUUUGCCAAGUGCGGCUACGAGCUGUUCUCCAGCCGCUCCAAGUACGAGCACUCAGUGCUGUGGCCAGCCUUCACUGGGACCAUCCACGAUGAUAGCGUGGCGGCCAAGUGGCCCGAGCGCAAUCACCCUGAUGCCUUUAAGGUGUUCUGCAGUAAAUGCAGCCACGGGCUUCUCAAUGAUGGCCCCAAGCGGGGCAGUCCCGCUUCUGAAUAUUCAGCAGUCCCUGAAGUUCAUCCCUAA
This is a messenger RNA of Echinops telfairi (small Madagascar hedgehog), 414 nucleotides long. Its product is annotated as methionine-R-sulfoxide reductase B1-like. NCBI's taxonomy places the organism in Eukaryota, Metazoa, Chordata, Mammalia, Afrosoricida, Tenrecidae. Gene Ontology annotation, molecular function: peptide-methionine (R)-S-oxide reductase activity. The record is from RefSeq and is a predicted model, not a curated record. The coding region runs from base 1 to 414 and encodes 137 amino acids. The transcript has 2 exons.